CCUCCACUCCACUCGCAGUGGGGCCGUUGCCAUUGCCAUUGCCGUGCCCGUGUCCGUGCCUGCCCGUAGCGGAAGUAAUAAAAAAAAUAGAAAAUAAAAAAGUUUCGUGGAAAACACCACACGCUAUACGCCAAUAACACGCUGCAGAGGCAGAGCGAAAGGCCACAAAACGCCUACAAAAGUGUACGUGCAAUUUAGAGCCAACGCCAACGGGGCAGGGGCAGUGUCAGUCAUGCCACUGGCUGACUCCAACAAGGAUCUGAGACAGCAGCAGCAGCAGCAGCAACAACAGCAACAACUGGUCGUCGGUGGCGGCAGCAACACCAAUGCCAGCAGUAGCAGUGGCGGCAGCAGCGCAAGCGCCAGCAACAACAACAAUGCAACCAUCAACGCCCAAGUACAGCUGGACAAUGGUGCCUCAGGGAUGGGAGUGGGCUUGCAGCUGCGCCAGCGCAUGCAGAUUACCUCCUCCGGAUGCAGUAGUCUGGCGGUGACGCCCAUGGAGCACACACCUACCGAUGAGGAGAGUGCUGGUGUGACAAUGGUGACAUCAUCGCAGCGUCGCCAGCACCAGCAACAGGUGCAACAACAACAACAAUCGGCUCUACAGGCAGCACUGGAACAACAUCACAUAUCGCCAACGGUCGAAACAGUUCCAACCGCCAACACCAGCGCCACCGUGACGGUAGCCACGCUAACCAUCACCACAGACAUGCCGGAGCAGAUGGAGCUGAGCGAUUCCGAGUCGUAUUGUGCGCCCGCAGAUGCGAUGAGCGCCAUGGCCUUCGAUUGCGAGAACGAAUUUGAGCUGCGCGAGGUCAUCAAGGAAGGUCACGACAAGGCCGAUCCCUCCCAGUUUGAACUGUUACGUGUCCUCGGCGAAGGUAGUUUUGGUAAGGUGUUUCUGGUGCGAAAAAUAAUUGGCAAGGAUGCGGGCACACUGUAUGCCAUGAAGGUGCUAAAGAAGGCCACCCUCAAGGUCAAGGAUCGCGUGCGCAGCACCAACGAACGCAAAAUCCUGGCUGAUGUGGGCCAUGCCUUCAUUGUGAAGCUGCACUAUGCGUUCCAAACGCCCGGUAAACUCUAUCUGAUACUGGACUUUCUGCGCGGAGGCGAUCUCUUCACGCGCCUGUCCAAAGAGGUCAUGUUCACCGAGGAGGACGUCAAAUUUUAUUUGGCCGAACUGGCGUUGGCCCUCAACCAUCUACACACCCUAGGCAUCAUUUAUCGCGAUCUGAAACCGGAGAACAUAUUGCUGGACGAAAACGGACACAUAGCGCUGACCGAUUUUGGCCUCUCCAAACAGCCGCUGGACGGCUCCAAAACGUACAGCUUCUGCGGUACGGUGGAGUACAUGGCACCAGAGAUUGUGAACCGCAAGGGUCACGACUUUGCCGCCGAUUGGUGGUCCUUUGGCGUCCUUAUGUACGAGAUGCUUACGGGAAAUCUACCCUUCCACGGCCAGACGCGGCAGGAGACAAUGAAUCAAAUACUUCGCUCCAAGCUGGGAAUGCCCGAGAAUCUUUCGCCGGAGGCGCAGUCGCUGCUACGAGCACUCUUUAAGCGCAACCCCCAAAAUCGAUUGGGUGCGGGCGCGCAGGGCAUACUAGACAUAAAGGCGCACUGCUUCUUUGCAACCAUCGACUGGGUGCGGCUGGAGCGCAAGCAAGUGCGUCCACCGUUUAUACCGGCAGUCUCGCGAGACGAUGCCUUCUAUUUUGAUGUGGAGUACACCUCGAAGUCGCCGCGCGACUCACCCGGUGGUCCUAUAUCGGCAUCGGCGCACGAGAUCUUUCGAGGCUUCAGUUUUGUGGCGCCCGUGCUGCUUGAGUCGCAGGGCACGCCGAACAGUUGCUCGAACAAUGUCAGUCCCCUGCACAACACCAACACCUCGAACACUUCCUCGGGCUCCGGGUCCGCCAUUACGACCACAAUGACAACGGGUGUGGGGGCGGGCUCUGGCGCUCACAUGCCACGGAGUCUACCUGGAGUACUGCCAGGAAAUUUUCACGCCGAAUAUAAUGUAUUACAGGAACUCGGUCGCGGCACCUUCUCUGUUUGCCGCCUCUGCGAGAACCGCUCCUCCAAGAAGCACUACGCGGUGAAAAUUAUUGAGAAGGCAGCAGUAGCUGCCGCUUCCACAUCUGCCGAUUGUUGGGAGGAGGUCGAGAUAAUGUUGCGGUAUGGCAACCACCCGAACAUUGUCACCCUUUACUCUGUCUACGAGGACACCAGCUCGGCGUAUCUGGUCAUGGAGCUGCUGAAGGGGGGCGAGCUCCUGGAUCGCAUUUUGGCCGUUGGCCAGAUGUGCGAGAGCGAGGCCAGCGCGGUCCUACGCACCAUCGCCUCGGCCGUGGCCUAUCUGCACGAGCACGGCGUCGUCCAUCGCGACCUCAAGCCCUCGAACAUGAUAUACGCGAGCAUGCGGCAAACCCCAGAGACCCUAAAACUGUGCGAUCUAGGUUUUGCAAAACAGCUGCGUGCCGAUAAUGGCCUGCUAAUGACACCCUGCUACACGGCCAACUUUGUGGCGCCGGAAGUGCUGAAGCGUCAAGGCUACGACCUGGCUUGCGACAUCUGGUCGCUGGGCGUGCUGCUAUACAUAAUGCUGUCGGGCCGCACACCUUUUGCCUCCACGCCGAACGACUCCGCCGACAUAAUACUGAAGCGCAUCGGAUCGGGACAUAUAGACUUCAGUAUCAGUCGCUGGGCUCUGAUCAGUGUGCCGGUUAAGGAGCUGCUGCGCCAAAUGUUGCAUAUUGUGCCCGAGAAUCGGCCGACGGCGGCGCAAAUACUGGAGCACAGUUGGGUGCGGGAUCAGUUCGCUGGGCAGGUGCAGCUCACAGAGUAUACGACAGCGCCUCCCCAACUUUCUCUGGGUGCGCAGCAGCAGCAGCACAAUCAUAAUUCGACGGCCUUGAGGGGCGCUGUUGAUGCCACAUUUCGUGCCAUUGCCAUACCACAGGCGGCCAAUGUGGGACCCGUUGAGCUCUCGAUGCUGGCAAAGCGUCGGGCCAAGGAUCGCGCCCAACUGCAUUCCUAAUCGUCGGCAUUUGUGUGCGUUCGGCGUCAAGUCAGGCGACAAGUCAGGCGGCAGCUAAUCCAAUUAGUUUAUAGGCUCUAUAGCAUUCUGAUGCAUUGCUGUGCAUUUCCCAAGCGCCUCAAGGAUUGGAUGUCGGGCAGACGUUGGUAUGCCCGCAACAACAACAAUAAUAAUAACAACAACAACAACAACAAUAACAACAAUUAGUACCAGAACAACAACAACAAUAGGAACAAUAGGAAAAGCUACGACUAUUGCUAUCGCUGCAAACUAAGGCGUCAGCAUUGUCGCAGUGCUAAGCUGCGUUUGGUUUAGUGCUCGCAUUCAAUGUCCUCGACGUGCUUAAGUGCAGCCAGUUGCGUCUUCUUUACUUUAAAAUGGCCGUACAUGCAACACACACACACACACACACGCGCGCGCAAUGUGCAUAUAAAGAUACAUACAUACAUACAUACUAUAUCUUCCAGUCUACACGGCAUUUGUGUAGCGCAAGCAAAUCUUAAAGUAUUCACAUAAAAGAAAAGAAAAGUGUUAAUUAUUUAUUUUAUAUAUUAUAUAUAUACAUAUAUAUUUAUAUAAUAUGAUUAUAAUAAUAUUAAUAAUAAUUAUAAUACAUAACUGAACAGCUAAGGCCAGGCUGCGGCAGCGGCUUCUAUUUAUAUAUAACUAUUUAUAUAUGUAUAUGCUAUUUACAUAUUUGCAUGCAUGUAUUGUAUAUGUGUAAACUAACUAAAUUUUUUAACUCGCACACAGACGAGCAAACACGCCCACAUCCAAACACAUUAACAGAUACAUGUAUGUACUAUGUACGCGUAGAUGUGCCGGGACGGAAGCGGGCGAGUCGUUGAGAUCUUUUUUUUACAACUUUGUCUCGAAACUAGCAACUAAAUUAUGAAAUACAUGUAAAAACAAAAGCGAAACUCUUUAAUUGUUGGCCAAAAAUCGUGCUAAAAACAAAACAAAUUGUCAUAACAAUACAUGCGUUUAUUGUAAACAAAGCAACAAAAAAAAGUAAAACAAUAAUAAAAACGAAAACAAGCGAAACUAAAAAAAGAAACUUAACCAACAAGAAAGAAAAGAAAAUGAAAUGAAACAAAAGAAUUACUUGCGUAAAUAUUUUAAAUCAAUUAUUGUAGCUGAAUUUUUCGACAUCACGUGUUAUUGUUGUUUAAUUAAUUAAAAAAGAAAUCCGAUAAUAUUUAUACAUGGAAAA
Scaptodrosophila lebanonensis is the source of this 4256-nucleotide messenger RNA. It is a transcript of the gene S6kII, whose product is annotated as ribosomal protein S6 kinase 2 beta. The record is from RefSeq and is a predicted model, not a curated record. Lineage: Eukaryota; Metazoa; Arthropoda; Insecta; Diptera; Drosophilidae. The transcript is spliced from 2 exons. Gene Ontology annotation, biological process: protein phosphorylation. Gene Ontology annotation, molecular function: ATP binding; ribosomal protein S6 kinase activity. The coding region runs from base 233 to 3043 and encodes 936 amino acids.